AUUUUGUCGAUUACAUUCAGCGCUCAAUAAACAUGUUUUUAAAUUCCAUUCGUACGUUGUCCUGUAUAUUAUACAAAGCGCCUAACAGCAUUUCGACUGGAAACAACUUUGCAUUCAAAAAUGGAAGAAAUAUAUGUACAAGCUUGGUGAAAUAUAAUGAAUCUUUGAUCAACAAAGAUGAAAAACAAGUUUCACCAAAAGAUAGAUCAACUAUAAUUCCUGUUGAAACCAGUAUUAAAUAUCUAAAAAGUGAAGCAUAUAAAAUUACAUAUGGAGAUAAUGAAGUAUGGAAAGAAUAUCGACGAAAUCAUAAAGGAAGUAUCCCUCCAAAGAAGACUAGGAAAAUGUGUAUUAGAGCUAAUAUGAUUGCUACUGGUAAUCCAUGUCCAAUUUGUCGUGACGAAUAUUUGGUACUCGACUACAGAAAUGUGGAUCUGCUUAAACAAUUCAUAUCGCCUUAUUCUGGGAAAUUGUUAUCUUAUUCAUUAACUGGACUUUGUCAAAAACAGCAUGAAAAAUUAAUAAUUGCUGUUCAAAAAGCCAAAGACUGGGGAUUAAUUAAAUUUGAUCUUCCAGUAAAAACUUAUAAUUAUGAUGAUUAUAAAAAUUCAAAAUAGUUACCCAUCAAG
Messenger RNA from Sipha flava (yellow sugarcane aphid), 629 nucleotides. It is a transcript of the gene mRpS18B, whose product is annotated as 28S ribosomal protein S18b, mitochondrial. Bases 33 to 617 code for a protein of 194 amino acids. The record is from RefSeq and is a predicted model, not a curated record. NCBI's taxonomy places the organism in Eukaryota, Metazoa, Arthropoda, Insecta, Hemiptera, Aphididae. The transcript is spliced from 5 exons. Gene Ontology annotation, cellular component: ribosome; mitochondrion. Gene Ontology annotation, molecular function: structural constituent of ribosome. Gene Ontology annotation, biological process: mitochondrial translation.